Molecule: messenger RNA, 156 nt
Organism: Pelobates cultripes (western spadefoot toad)
Lineage: Eukaryota; Metazoa; Chordata; Amphibia; Anura; Pelobatidae
Source: the annotation of a GenBank genome assembly
GUUAUGUUCGACCGAGUGGAUAGUUACUUGGUACAAACACGAACUUUAACUUCGGCAACAUCAAGAAAGAGGAAGAGGAGGAGGUUACAGGAAAGGAUAUCAGAGAAGGACUGCUCCUAUUGGAUAGGAGAUAAUGAUGUAAUGUUAACCCUGUGA